Messenger RNA from Lactuca saligna, 957 nucleotides. Lineage: Eukaryota; Viridiplantae; Streptophyta; Magnoliopsida; Asterales; Asteraceae. The record is from the annotation of a GenBank genome assembly.
AUGGUUUUACUUGCAACAAAAGUAGAGUUCCUGGUUUAUGAGAUCCUCCUCUCAAAGGGGAAACCCUAUAAAAACAAUCGAGAAAUCUUGGCUAUGAUAAACUUAAUUGCAGCAUAUCAAGGAAUUACAUUGACAUUAGAAUCAAGUGUUACUCAACCUUAUCAAGCCAUACCCCAGGAUAAGGAGCCCUUUCAUAUCGAAGGGAUGCAAACAGCGUAUAUAAUACGGACAUGGAGGGAUCCUAAUUUAUUCUACACAGUUUCCGUUACCGGAGGUACUUUGUAUAUGAAGGAGAAUGAUUUAAGGGAUAUGAGGUUUCUUAGAAUCGUAGCAAGCAACGGCGCAACAAUGAUCAAUGAAAAAGAAACAACAAUGAAUGGAAAGAGGGGAGAAAGUCACGCAAGGGGAAGGAUAUGCUUAGUUGGCAGCUUACCUGUCCGGUGGCAUGCCUAUAACAACCCCACCGAGUCCACCUCAAACAAUGUCCUAUUUUUCUUGUGCCCUAAAUUGAAGAGUUGAAGAAGAACUGAAGAAGAUGUCGCAAGCCUCCAUCGCCUCCACCUCAAACAACCGAAUCAUGUGCUAUUGUGGGCUCCUGAGUUGGAUUCGAGUCUCCACGACACCACAGAAUCUGGGCAAAAAAGGUUUAGAGCCCUUAUUCGUUGAGAACAGGGAGAAAGUGUGGAUUUUGGGAAUGGGUUGUUGAAGAUCCGUACACAGAGGAACUUUUGGGUCUUAGUCAUGGCUGAAUAAAAUGAAGAAGAAGAUGAAAUGGCAUAAAGUAUCUUUGAUUGUCUUGUUUGUAUUGUACUUUGUUAAAUUAUGUUGAAUGGAAUUAUGAUGCAGUAGACGUCUUUUGAAUAUAAAGGGUACCCAUAAUUUUGUUAUUUUGAUUGUAAGGGUACCUAUAAUGUAAUGAAAUCAUAUGUAUGAAUGCAAAUGAAGCUUUUGGUAAUG